Molecule: messenger RNA, 1630 nt
Organism: Suillus fuscotomentosus
Lineage: Eukaryota; Fungi; Basidiomycota; Agaricomycetes; Boletales; Suillaceae
Exons: 3
Coding region: 83-1543 (486 amino acids)
Molecular function (GO): protein binding
Source: RefSeq, a predicted model, not a curated record
CAUAGCCCAAGCAUAGCCAGUCACUACAUACAUACACCACCUUGCCUUUGGUUGCGUUCCGAGCUUCAAACAUUUUGAAGUCAUGGGCCAGUUAAUGAACAUACCUUCCAGGGACUCCGGUAUUAUACCCCAAGUCGGUUUGCCACCCGAACUUUGGUCGGCAAUAUUCGAGCAUCUUCCUCUCCGAACCCUUCAUGACGUUACCCUCACUUGCCACUCCUUUCGUUAUCUCGCGCAACCCCUCUUGUUUCGCUCCCUGACAUUCUGUCCCUACUCUCUGGACGCCAACAACCAGCGCUUCAUUCACCGUCUCGAAACUGUAAAGCGUACAAAGCGCCGCAUACAAUUUUGUUCCUCAUUACGCAUCGCCCAUGCUGUUCGUGAAUGCAAAUUUUAUCCCCGAUAUAUUGUUGGUGCUGUUCUCAACACGGAGAUUCCAUAUAAUGUGCUUUUGGAUAUACUACUCGAUACCCUACCGCUUUUCGUCAAUCUCCAAUCGCUAUCGUUCAUGUUCGUGGACCUCAGCCAGUCCCAGAUAUCAAAACUAUGCGCGCUACGAAGCCUAGGGAACCUUUUCUUAGGCAAUUGUACAGUGGAACAUGUCCUAUCGCUUUCAUCUCCCAAAUUACGGCUUGCCAACUUGACCAUCAUCUGUGAUAGCAAAAAUAUGCUUGGGAACGGUCAGAACGGUCAUGGACUAUCUGUUUUCUCACCCGACCACAUACGUUCCGUCUCUAUAAUCAACCCAGUCGCAGCCUCACAACUCCUAAACAAUUUCAUAGGAAACACAUCGCAAGGCCUGCUACAACUCCGAUGCCUCACAUUACCUUGCAAUUUAGAAGUCGUGCGCGCUUUCCGUCCUAUACUUCAUCUCAUCCCAGAGCUAGCCGAACUCAAAUUCGCCCGCCCCUCUCAAAUCCAACACAACCUUCCCAGAGAUGAAAAUUUCUCCCUGUCUACGCAUUUCAAUCCACUCAAGCCCCUCUCGAAAUACCAAGGUCCUCGUCAGCUUUUACCCCACUUUGUUCGCCCUGGUGCUCUCGAACAUCUCAACUUGUGGAGUACACGCCCCGUGUCCACUGAUGGUUCGAUGAGUCCCUUGGAAUUGCACGGAGCACUUGCGGGUGGCAAUAAACUCGUGAGUGUAUGCGAUCCGGAGGUUCUCAAGACUGUACAGAUGCUGGAGUUGAGCGUCACGCAUGUCGAUGCCCUCAUGCUCCAUGCUAUUUGCAUUCGCUUCCCAAUACUGCGAUCAUUAUACGUGUUUGCAGCAAAAGGCUUCUUUCCUGGUGCUGUUACGCAAGCGUGGGACCCUGAGGUGAUAAUGGACGCCCUUUUGACCCUACCUCUUCCCUCCACCAUUCAGCAUUUGCGACUCUCGUCGUAUUCAGCUGGGUCACGCAGUGGAACUGCCACGGAAGACCGCCUUGUAAGACACAAACAAGACCUCCGGGUAAAAUAUCCUAAUUUAAGCUCUGUUUCUCUGGAUGAAUCGGACAUCGACCUAACGUGGGAUAGGAGUACAGUGCUGCUCCAUUGCUGAGAUUCGAGGAUUCGUUCAGUGCACAGCCUGCAUUUGAUUGACCUAUAUAUAUGUAUCUAUGCAUAAUUGUAUACGAUUUAUUUCGGG